CGGGCGGCGGCGGCUCCGGGACGAGUGGAGCGCACAGGGGUCCCGAGCGGCGGCGGCGGCGGCGGCGUAGAGGAAGAAGGCGGCGGCGGCGGCCCCGGCGCCCUCCCGGCCGGCGCGCGGCCCGGCCCGUCCCGCGCCCCCGCGGCGGCCCCGCGGCCCAGCGCGCCCCCGACCCCGGGCCCCGCCGCCGCCGCCGCCAUGGCCCGGCCGCUGGUGCCCAGCUCGCAGAAGGCGCUGCUGCUCGAGCUCAAGGGGCUGCAGGAGGAGCCGGUGGAGGGCUUCCGGGUGACCCUAGUGGACGAGGGUGAUCUGUACAACUGGGAGGUGGCCAUCUUCGGGCCCCCCAACACCUACUACGAGGGCGGCUACUUCAAGGCACGCCUCAAGUUCCCCAUCGACUAUCCGUACUCCCCACCGGCCUUCCGGUUCCUGACCAAGAUGUGGCACCCCAACAUCUACGAGACAGGGGACGUGUGCAUCUCCAUCCUCCACCCCCCCGUUGAUGACCCCCAGAGCGGGGAGUUGCCCUCAGAGCGGUGGAACCCCACCCAGAAUGUCAGGACCAUCCUGCUGAGUGUCAUCUCGCUCCUCAACGAACCUAACACCUUCUCACCGGCCAACGUGGACGCCUCUGUGAUGUACAGGAAGUGGAAAGAGAGCAAAGGCAAGGACCGGGAGUACACGGACAUCAUCAGAAAGAGGAGUAAGGUCUGUGCAAAGCUGCGUUACGACCCCGGUCGAGGUCUGAGUGUUUACUGCAGAGGAGCGGGGGCGGCGUCCCCAGCAGCACCCACAGGAACGUUCUGGCCGCAGUCCUGGCAUGUACCCACAGGGUCGUCCCUGGGUCGGGGGCAUGCCUGGCUGUCAUGGAAGCAGUACCUCGGAGGCACAGCAGGACCCCCGGGGCUGAGGGGGCGGUGCCACGGGACAUCCGUGUGUCAGAACUCACCGCUGUGCCCUUGAAAUUGGCACAGUUCUGUGUGGAUAAAGCUACAGGAGCUCACGCGGGUGAGGAGGUGACGCCUUCGUGACAGAGAAACAAAAAGGAAGCCCCGUGAUCUUAGCAGGUCACCGAACAGUUACCAUUUAGGUGGGGCCUUGCAGACACCCGCACGUGCCGCUGCCCUGAGACCAGCACCCUACCCCCGCCCCACCCUCCCGGCCACCUUCCGCAGCUGCUGCUCUGCCUGACCUCGGAGGCCCGUCUGCACGGGCCGGCCUCCCGCACACACACGCAUGCACACGCUGUGCAUCUGCCAUCGUCCCCCACCCCCACCCCGUUAGUCCGUCUCCCUGUCGUCUGCAGACCCCUGGGUCCCUGUGCACCAGGUGCACCUGGAUGGGGGAGAGCGCCGCCAGGAGCCUCGUGUCUGCUCCGUUUUCUGCUGAUUUUGCUUCUCUUUUCUCAGAGUGAAACCACGUCCUCCUUCGGUGGCUCUGGCCUGUUUUUGCUGGGUCUGUGGUGGUUUCUGUGAGCAGCGUCUGAACGAUGGGUACAGGGUUGCUCAUGCGAUCCGAGUGCCUUUUCCCCUAGCAGCACGCACAUGCACACACCUGGCCCUAUGGUGACCCCGUGCCCGCAGAGCGGCCCCUUCCCACGGUUCCUUGUCCCCCUGUUGUCCCAGGAAAGCUCUCCCCCAAGGCCAGGCAGUACCAGCUCUGGGGCUGUGCCAAUGAGCAGCAGCCGGGCUGGUGGUGGCUCCCGGGAGUGCCAGUCAGGCUCCUGCCGGGGGGGACCCUCCCUGUGUGGCUGGACUCCUGAGGGUCCUGCCUACACUGCCUCGCCCCAGUUCUUUUCCCAGGCACCGCCCACGGGGCGCCAGAAUUAAGAGCAGACUGUUUUUAUCCCUUGUGGCUCUGCAGGCCGCUCACAUGUGCCCACGUGAGGGAGGCUGGGAUGUGAGCUGCUGCCCCCCCCCGCCGCCCCCCCCCGAAGCCAUGUUCCCCACUCGCUCUGCCAGCAGGUGCGUUGACAGGAUGUGUUGUCCUUGGCCCUGCAGAGUGUCCGUCUGGGGGUGGUUUGUGCCCCUACGUCGGGCUCUAGGUGGGAGUCCCCCCACCUCAGGAGCUGUGCUAUGCCCAGGGAGCCAGUACGCUGGGCUGAGUGCGAGCCCUGUU
Lutra lutra (Eurasian river otter) is the source of this 2118-nucleotide messenger RNA. It is a transcript of the gene CDC34, whose product is annotated as cell division cycle 34, ubiqiutin conjugating enzyme. The record is from RefSeq and is a predicted model, not a curated record. Gene Ontology annotation, molecular function: ubiquitin conjugating enzyme activity. The coding region runs from base 199 to 963 and encodes 254 amino acids. The transcript is spliced from 5 exons. Gene Ontology annotation, biological process: ubiquitin-dependent protein catabolic process; protein polyubiquitination. Lineage: Eukaryota; Metazoa; Chordata; Mammalia; Carnivora; Mustelidae.